Messenger RNA from Diachasma alloeum, 941 nucleotides. RefSeq lists its product as uncharacterized. Bases 201 to 863 code for a protein of 220 amino acids. The transcript has 2 exons. The record is from RefSeq and is a predicted model, not a curated record. Lineage: Eukaryota; Metazoa; Arthropoda; Insecta; Hymenoptera; Braconidae.
UUGGCGGUAGGCAGCCAGUGACAAGCCGUUCGUUCGUUACCCACAUCACACAGAGGUUAAGUCUGUCUAGAUCUGACGUCUAUCAUAAAAACUUUCCUGAGCCCUUCCACUAAACUAUAAAAACAGAAUAAAAUAACUGUCCCUAUCAGAAAGUUAAAAAAUAGAAAAUCCAGAAUUAAAAAAAACCAUUUCCCUAAAAAAUGAGUUGUCGGAGGGGAAAUGUGGAACGGUCUCGUUCCCAGAAAUACCAGAAUACACAUGCGUUCAAGAACACUCUUCACGACACAUCGGCCAAAACGAAGAAAAUAAAUACCAUACAAGUCGUGAAUGUCUGUGAAAAGUGCAAGAACAUUAUUGAAUGGAAGAUAAAAUAUAAGAAGUAUAAACCACUGAAGGCAGCUAGCACAUGCACCAAGUGUCAACAAAAAUGUGUUAAACAUGCUUAUCACAUCAUGUGUGGACCAUGUGCUCUCAAGCACGAGGUUUGCGCAAAGUGUAAUGAGAAGAGAGAAAUUAUCAAAGAAGUUACUCCAGGGGAAACCGUCAAGCUGGACAGAGAGCUCAGGCUUCUUUUGAAAACUCUAUCCGAAAGGAAGAGAAGAACUUUUCUUCGGUACAUGAAUAGAAGAGGUGAGAAGAAGAGUCGUGAUAAAGAGGUUGAGACACCUGAGGGGACCACGAACGAUGGAGAUGAUGGUACUGAUCAUCCUGGAGGUGCUGACGAGCCUCCACCGUCUCGAGAUGAUUUGCUAGAGAAACUAAAAUCUUUGAUGGUGUCCAAAGAUGAUGAUGAUGAUGAUGAGAGAUUUGAUGAUUCUGAUAAUUCCGCUGGUGAAGACUCUGACGAGAGUUCUAUCAAUUAAUCUAGACAGUUUCAAUUUUUUUUAUUUUCUGAAAUGUACAUAUUGGAAAUUGAGAUAAAGAAUACUUCAGGCAGAUGA